This is a messenger RNA of Rhododendron vialii, 2727 nucleotides long. RefSeq names its product putative disease resistance RPP13-like protein 3. NCBI's taxonomy places the organism in Eukaryota, Viridiplantae, Streptophyta, Magnoliopsida, Ericales, Ericaceae. The coding region runs from base 1 to 2697 and encodes 898 amino acids. Gene Ontology annotation, biological process: defense response to other organism. The transcript has a single exon. Gene Ontology annotation, molecular function: ADP binding. The record is from RefSeq and is a predicted model, not a curated record.
AUGAUUGAUGUUGUUGUCUCCUUCGUUGUGGAAAGACUUGGUGAACUACUCAUCGAACAAGUUGUUUUUUUACGAGGAGUGAGAGAUGAAGUGACAUGGUUGAAAGGGACAUUGAACAUGAUAUUGUGCUUCUUGAAAGAUGCAGAAGAAAAACAGGAUGGAGACCACCGAGUGCGCCAGUGGAGAGUGGCUUAUGAUGCCGAGGAUAUUAUUGACAACUUUAUUCUCAAAGUAGAAGAGGGAGAAGGGACUCCAAAAAAGAUGGGGCUAAAAGGUUGCUUUCAGAAGUAUUUUUGCAUUUGCAGCAAACAUGCUAGCCUUAUCGAACAGGCAAAUCUCUAUGGUAUAGGAAAAGAAAUAGACACACUGAAGAAGAGGCUUGAGGAGAUCCAACGAAAUUGGGAAAUUUUCAACAUUAGAGACAUAAAUGAUGGAAGAGAAGGAUCAGAUUGCAGGAAUGAGAGACUAAAUCAACUACGAAGAGAGACGCCAUAUGAAGACAAUGAGUUUGUUGUAGGCUUUCAAGAGGAUGCUGCGAAAUUGAUGUCUGAGCUUGUCAAGGAAGUCAAAUACCGAAGAGUGAUAUCAAUCGUGGGCAUGGGUGGCUUAGGUAAGACAACUAUAGCUUGGAAGCUUUACAACAACAAUAGUCUUAGAGAAAAUUUUGACUGCUAUGCUUGGGUUUCUGUGUCCAAAGAUUACAACAUCCAAGAUCUUCUUCGAAAAACAAUUAAAUCUUUCAAGAGGCCAACAAGCAAAGAGGAAUUUGAAUUUUUGAAGAAUAUGAAAGAAUUAGAUGAUUUGGAGUCUCAUUUACGUAAUUAUUUGGAAGGACGUAAAUACUUGGUGGUGGUUGAUAUAUGGGACGUAAAUGCUUGGGCAAGCUUGAGGAGAGCAGUCCCAGACAACAAAAAUGGAAGUAGGGUAAUUGUGACGACCCGAAGCAAAAUUGUUGCCGAGUGUUGCGACGAGAGACCGUAUGUCCAUGAGCUCCCAUUUUUGAAGGAAGGAGCAAGUUGGGAAUUGUUUUGUAAGAAAGCGUUUCCUACCUAUUACGAGGUUGGAGACAAGAAAUUUUUUUGUCUUCCAAGCUUGGAGGGUUUGGCAAGAGAAAUGGUCAGCAAAUGUCACGGCUUACCCCUAGCCUUAGUCGUAUUGGGAGGGGUACUGCACAGAAAACAUCCCGAUGAGUGGUUCAAGCUGAAAGACCAAAUAUGGCGCCAUGUAACGGAAGAGUCAGAUAAUGUCAAAUACAUAUUGGAAUUAAGCUUCAACGAUUUGCCUCAUCACUUGAAGUCGUGCUUUCUUUACUUGGGUUUGUUUUCAGAAGACUUUGAAAUUGAUGCGAGGAGACUCUGUUGGUUGUGGGAGGCGGAGGGUUUCAUAAAACUGGAUGAGAAACCUUUUGAAAUGGUGUAUCUGCAACAGCUGAUUGACAGAAGUUUGAUUCUAGUUUCAGAAAGAAACUGGAGGAGAAUCGUGAAAUGUCGCGUGCAUGAUUUGCUCCGUGAUCUUGCAAUCCGAAAGUCAAAGGAGCUAUAUUUCCUUCACUUAUAUGAUGGAGCUGAUCAUUCACUGCUCACUCCAAAUAGUCGACGACUGGCUUCACAUUGUGGAUUUCAGAGGUUUGUUUCAUUGGAUCAUUCAGAUAUGCACUCACGAACUCUCUUGUUUUUCAAUUGUGAAAACGAAUCCAAUGAGUUUGAAAUAGCACAGUUACGACCUUUAUGCAUGAAGUUGAGAUUACUAAGAGUGCUAGAUCUUGAGGGGCUUUCUUUCUGUACUUCCCCAGAAAGAGAGGAAAUAAGGCUACUUGAUGAAAUAGGGAAACUCCUUCACUUGAGGUACUUGGGGUUACGUGGCACAGAAAUAGAUCAGAUCUCGUCGUACAUCGGUAACUUACAUGCCCUACAAACGUUGGAGCUAAGUCCUUAUUAUCGUGCUUUUCCAGUUCAAUUACCUGACGAAAUAUGCUAUGCAAAGCAGCUAAGACAUUUAUUUGGAGCUUUCAAGUGGCCGUUUCUGGUGGACAAUUUGACUAAGCUUCAAACUCUCGGUCGGGUUGUAGUUGGGGAUCAGAUGGAGUUCAACCCAACGGUUUUGAUCAAUCUUCGUGUGCUCUGGGUAUCAUUUGAGGGAAGGGACAGGAGAAUCACGCUAGAUUCUAUCGGUGGAUUGAGAAACCUCCAAUUCUUGCUUCUAGAAGUUUAUUUACGCGACUCUGGUUCGUUCCCUGCAUUGCAACCGCUUUCUCAGAGCCAAAACCUCAUCCAAAUGACAUUGGUUUUCAGAGGAGCUUGGAAGUUGCCUGCAGAGGUCCACCAAUUCCCACCAAAUCUCAAAUACCUCUCGAUAGAUGCGGCGGAUCUUACUGAAGAUCCCUUUCCAGUGUUGGAGAAGCUUCCAAAUUUGACUGUUUUGGGGUUGGGGAUCUAUGGUGGAGCUAAAUUGGCUUGCUCUGCUGGAGGAUUCCCUCAACUUGAAAUCUUAGUAAUUAUUGGAAGUUCUGACGGGGAGCUUGAAGUGGAAGAAGGAGGAAUGUUGAUUCUUAAGGGUUUGCGAAUGAGUAAUUUUCAUCUUUCCAACAUUUCAGGGAGGCUAACCUCCAUCCCGGUGGCGCCCGAAAUCAAUUUUUUUUUAUACGCUUUACUAAGCAACAGAACUUGUUACAUGCGAAUAAUAGCUCGAGCGCUGUAAGAGGUGCAAAACAACCUUUGAUUGUCAGUU